Molecule: messenger RNA, 742 nt
Organism: Tarenaya hassleriana
Lineage: Eukaryota; Viridiplantae; Streptophyta; Magnoliopsida; Brassicales; Cleomaceae
Product: 50S ribosomal protein L27-like
Exons: 4
Coding region: 165-626 (153 amino acids)
Biological process (GO): translation
Cellular component (GO): ribosome
Molecular function (GO): structural constituent of ribosome
Source: RefSeq, a predicted model, not a curated record
ACGGUUCUCUCCCUCUCCUUCUUGUGCAUCCAUUGUCGCCCCCGUUUUCUUUUCCCCAAACCUCGCCGUCUCCGGAAUCCGUUACCGCCGGUGUAUUUAUUCCGGUAACGAGAGUCUCUGGGCUAUGUUGCAGGUGCUCUUAUAAUCUUUUUGAAGUUGUGAAGAUGAAUAUAUUUAGCUCAGCUACAUCGAUAUGCAGAAGGGUUGGUUUGAGGGAAAUAAUCACCGAGGUCCCUGCAUACACUAGCAGCAUUUCUGAUGGUUCUUUCAGUGGGUUGAGCUUGGUCUUGAAGCGUUGGGCUAUGAAGAAGACUGCUGGAUCCACAAAGAACGGGCGAGACUCUAAACCCAAGAAUCUCGGUGUCAAGAAAUUCGGAGGAGAGAAUGUGAUAGCAGGAAACAUCAUAGUCCGGCAAAGGGGAACGCGGUUUCAUCCAGGGGACUACAUCGGAAUGGGCAAGGACCAUACCCUCUUUGCGUUGAAGGAAGGCCGUGUCAGGUUUGAGACACAUAAGCUGAGUGGACGCAAGUGGGUUCACGUUGAUCCCAAGGACGGACAUGUUCUUCACCCUGUCUUCGCCAAGGCAGCCGAUUCGACAAAGAUGGAGACUGCUUCUUCACUGUGAGUGACAAGUUUGAUGAGACCGUAUCUCUUGUUUGUUCUAUUACUUUCGGAUUGCCUUUUAAUGCCCCGUUUGAUUGAUGAAUCCGAAUUAAUUCAAUGCGUUAUGGUUUAAGAUGA